GAAAGAAUUUGACCUUGACCUGACAUUGCCCAAGAGGUACAGUAAUGGGGUCAUCUAGGGGUCACUGCCUGGCUUAUCAAAAUAUUUUGUAUAUAUAGUCUAUUUUGUCUAGCACAUUGUGCUCUGUGCUUGAAAUGCGCUAUACAAAUAAACUUAACCAGAGAAGCAAACAAGAAAACUGAAAACGGUAGGCAUACUCCUUCUCAGAUGGGUGGGAUAUUUAUUCAGGGACAAACAAUCACUUUGAGAAAUAUUUUGUAUCCAACUUCAUCUACCUAAUUUUUGUCUUCUUUCUUUCUGACUAGCGACAUUCAUUCACAAUAUCAACAUGAGAGAAGCCAUCAUUGAUGUUCUUUUUCUUGGAGGAUCCUUGAUAGGAAGUAGGCAAUAUGCUAUAGCUUAUACUGUACGCAUCCCAUGAUAGUCACCUACAUUACAGUAAGCAUUGUAGACUGACUGAUUUUUUUUAACAGACAGACUCAGGAUCCUUCUCAGUCUCCUUCCUGUUAUCAUGAUGGGUUUGGGGGCCAGGCAUUUCCAUGAGUGCCCUAAAGAGCCCAUGUUGACAAUCUACCUGGUGGUGGGGGGCGCUGCCUCUCUCGUCCUGCAACUGCUGCCCUUCCUCUACUGCCACACCACCUCUGGCAAACCAAACAUCGUCUGCCGCAUCUGCAACUUUGUUCUAUACCUCUUCUGCUUUGUGUGGCUGAUCAUCGGAAGUGUUUUUGUGUACAGAGCAUAUCUGCCGAACUUUGAGUCCAGUCAGUCUCCAGAGUACUGUGAGAGGACCCUCUACAUGGUCACCUUCUUGUUCACCACGGGAAUAUACAUUAACAUCCUCAUAGGCAUCAUUGGUCGCUGUGUGUAUAUUUUGCUGUGUGGAAAGUAGCCUACCUAACCUUAUAACCUAACUCUAAGGCUGUAUUGGUGUACAUUAUUGAACUUUUCUUGACAUUGUUAUGGACUUUAAUAACCCUUUUUAUAACCUCUGUUUGCCAUUGAAUGUUUUACGGCAGUCACUGUGAAACUGUCAUUUUAAUAAUAUUAGCUAGCUAAGAUGUAGUUAAAGUUGCCGUCAGUAAAUGCAGGACCUUGAGCUUGGCCAAAGAGAUGCAACAUCAAGGAUGACACUUCCCUUGUACUCCUCUCCUAUCAGUUCAUUGCAUAUGGCGGAGCACACAGUUGAGCACAGCAACAGCAACAGCCUGACUGAAAGGGGCUAUGCGCCCCUUAUCAAGUUCCCAAUUGUUGUGAGAGUGGUAAUUUUCUGUUUGUUUUGUAUAUGGCUCCAACAAACAACAGAUUUCCAAUAGAUAUGCUAUGUCUAUAUGUAAGAACGAUUGGAAGACUUGUCAGUCACCUUUAAACGUGAAAUUCAAAUAGUUCCUCAUCUAGAGACAAAGACAUAUGUAGCAUGUGAUCUGUGGACUGACAAUGAGCAAUGAACUGACUGAUAGGCUGAUAUCCUCUUUUUUAUGCAUGAAUGUCAUGGCAUAGAAUCACUGUUUCACUUUCAAAUGUUUCUAUUCUGUUUGUGUGUUUUUAACGAAUUAAUCAUAAUCUACUGUCAAUAAAUAUCAGUGUAAGCUCCUGUCCUAUUUUUUAUCAUUUAGUAACAAGCUGGUAACCCUAGUUGUUUGAAAUCAAAAUGGUUGCUCAAGUGACAAGAGGCAGCUCGAAGUUGCAAAUGAUGCACCAAGCUUUCCUCACAUUAAGCCACAGGAGAGGAAGAGGGUCAUGUUGUAAGCGGUGUGGCCCA
Messenger RNA from Engraulis encrasicolus (European anchovy), 1759 nucleotides. RefSeq names its product transmembrane protein 272-like. The transcript is spliced from 3 exons. Lineage: Eukaryota; Metazoa; Chordata; Actinopteri; Clupeiformes; Engraulidae. Bases 512 to 889 code for a protein of 125 amino acids. The record is from RefSeq and is a predicted model, not a curated record.